CCCAAUCACAAAGCAUGGCCAUGGAUGACCGCCACCAUCACCUCUCACCAUCACCAUCAACGUCACAUUGCCACCCAACGAAUCGAUGAAAACCAACACUUAUUUGCGCCGGCCAUCUUUUUGGGGAAUCGAUCGAAGCAGCGAGCCUCCGAUGGCGUGUCCAUGACUGGAUUCCCUCUUUUCAUUCCCCGCAUCUCUCGUCGUCGUCAGAUCUCCCUUUCCCCACUCAUCCCGAGCUCGAUCCCCUUUUGCUCUUCCUCAUUUCCGCCGAAUCACGAACCCUAGUUCAGAUCCUCGACUUCGACGCAGGCCUAUUCAAGCUUCUGCAGAUUCAGCUCGGUGCUCGGCUUUCUUGUGUUUGAUUUCGCUACCGAGUCAAAAUGGAGGGAUCCGGUAGAGGUGGCAGUGCUGAUGUGGUAUUGCAAAAUUAUAAACUUGGAAAGACUCUUGGCAUUGGAUCAUUUGGCAAAGUUAAGAUUGCAGAGCAUUUGUUGACAGGGCACAAAGUUGCUAUCAAGAUUCUUAAUCGUCGUAAAAUAAAGAGCAUGGAAAUGGAAGAAAAAGUGAGAAGAGAGAUCAAAAUACUAAGACUAUUCAUGCAUCCUCAUAUUAUCCGUCUUUAUGAGGUGAUUGAGACGCCAUCAGAUAUUUAUGUUGUUAUGGAGUAUGUUAAAUCAGGAGAGCUAUUUGAUUAUAUUGUUGAAAAGGGUAGGCUACUGGAGGAUGAAGCUCGUCGCUUCUUCCAACAGAUCAUAUCUGGAGUUGAAUAUUGCCAUAGAAACAUGGUUGUUCAUCGGGACUUGAAACCAGAGAAUUUAUUGUUGGAUUCAAAGUGUAAUGUUAAAAUUGCUGACUUUGGCUUAAGUAAUGUCAUGCGUGAUGGCCAUUUUCUGAAGACUAGCUGUGGAAGCCCAAAUUAUGCUGCUCCUGAGGUAAUUUCUGGAAAACUUUAUGCAGGGCCUGAGGUAGAUGUGUGGAGUUGCGGUGUCAUUCUUUAUGCUCUUCUUUGUGGGACCCUUCCCUUUGAUGAUGAGAACAUACCAAAUUUAUUUAAGAAAAUAAAGGGUGGGAUAUAUACCCUUCCUAGUCACUUGUCUGCGCUUGCACGGGAUUUGAUUCCUAGGAUGCUGGUUGUUGAUCCUAUGAAGAGAAUAACGAUUCGAGAGAUCCGUGAACAUGCAUGGUUCAAAACUCGCCUUCCACGUUAUCUUGCUGUUCCUCCACCAGAUACUUCACAGCAAGCUAAAAAGAUAGAUGAAGACAUCAUUGAAGAGGUGACUAAAAUGGGUUUUGACAAGAACCAGUUGGUUGAAUCUCUUCAUAACAGGAUUCAGAACGAGGCCACUGUUUCAUACUACUUGCUUCUGGGCAACCGGUUCCGAGCUACUAGUGGCUACCUUGGUGGUGAUUUUCAAGAAACUAUGGAUUAUAAUUUGUUGAAUAGGAGUUUAAGUGACGUUCCAGCUCCACAUCGCCUACCGGGUUAUAUGGAGCAACAAGGAGUCAGUUCAAGAGCACACUUCCCUUCCGAAAGGAAAUGGGCUCUUGGCCUCCAGUCUCGAGCUCAUCCUCGCGAAAUCAUGACUGAGGUCCUUAAAGCUCUACAAGAGCUAAAUGUUUGCUGGAAAAAGAUUGGACACUACAAUAUGAAGUGCCGUUACUUUCCUGGCUUUCCUGACACCGAAGGCAUGCUUAGCAACUCUCUUCAGUCUAACCAUGGCUUCAGAGAUGAGCCGACCAUUGUUGAAACUAAUGGCGCUGGAAAAGAAUCCAUCAUAGUGAAAUUUGAAAUUCAGCUUUACAAGACGAGGGAAGAGAAGUAUCUCCUCGACUUGCAGAGGGUCAGUGGUCCACAACUUCUGUUUCUAGACUUGUGUGCUGCCUUCCUUGCCCAGCUCAGAGUCCUAUGAUGCCUCCUUGCUCGAGUUCACUUAUUCGUGUUAUCGUGAAUAUAGACUUACUCCGUAGCGAAUUGAAACACCUUGUAUGAUGGAUUGUUGUAAACUUGGGAGGUCUUUGAGGGGCUCAGUGAGCUGCUAAAGCACCGAGCUUUCUUCAGCAAAUUGUUGCUUUUUUUGGGUGGCA
Messenger RNA from Zingiber officinale, 2085 nucleotides. Its product is annotated as SNF1-related protein kinase catalytic subunit alpha KIN10-like. Bases 381 to 1910 code for a protein of 509 amino acids. NCBI's taxonomy places the organism in Eukaryota, Viridiplantae, Streptophyta, Magnoliopsida, Zingiberales, Zingiberaceae. The record is from RefSeq and is a predicted model, not a curated record. Gene Ontology annotation, biological process: protein phosphorylation; intracellular signal transduction. The transcript has 11 exons. Gene Ontology annotation, molecular function: ATP binding; protein serine/threonine kinase activity.